This is a messenger RNA of Blastomyces dermatitidis ER-3, 2070 nucleotides long. RefSeq names its product 20S proteasome subunit alpha 6. The transcript has 3 exons. Lineage: Eukaryota; Fungi; Ascomycota; Eurotiomycetes; Onygenales; Ajellomycetaceae. Bases 141 to 935 code for a protein of 264 amino acids. Gene Ontology annotation, cellular component: proteasome core complex, alpha-subunit complex; nucleus; proteasome core complex. Gene Ontology annotation, biological process: ubiquitin-dependent protein catabolic process. The record is from RefSeq and is a predicted model, not a curated record.
UUUGCCUACGAGAUAUCAAAUCCAGACAUACUAUUAUACAACCUAAGUGACGCUGCAGCAUCUAAUUACAACAGGAAUAUCUCUGGUAUAGCUGUUUUUCUCUCAGAUACCCGUCCCGCAGCUACCAGUGCCUAUUCGCUAUGUUCAGAAACAACUACGACAACGAUUCGGUGACCUUCUCGCCGCAGGGUCGCAUCUUCCAAGUCGAAUAUGCCCAAGAAGCCGUGAAACAGGGGUCAGUAGUCGUCGGAAUCGUCAGCAAGACACAUGCCGUCCUGGUGGCUCUUAAGCGCAACGCCGAAGAAUUAUCCUCCUACCAAAAGAAGGUAAUCCCUAUAGACCAGCACCUAGGCAUCGCCAUCGCGGGCCUCGCCUCCGACGCCCGCGUCCUGUCAAACUUCAUGAAACAGCAAUCCCUCGCCUCGAAAAUGACCUACGGCAGACCCAUCCCGCUCGAACACAUCGUCACCAAACUCGGCGACCGCGCCCAGUCAAACACCCAACUGUACGGUAAACGGCCCUACGGCGUCGGCCUGCUCGUGGCCGGCAUCGACGACGCAGGCCCCCAUCUAUACGAAUUCCAGCCAUCAGGCAUGACGCAAGAGAUGGUUGCUUGCGCCAUUGGUGCGCGGAGCCAGAUGGCGCGGACGUACCUGGAGCGUCAUUUGGAGAAGUUUGAGGAUUGUGGGAGGGAGGAGCUGAUUCAGCAUGGGCUUAGGGCGUUGAAGGAGAGUCUGUCGCAGGAUAAGGAGCUGACGGUUGAUAAUACGUCAGUUGGCGUUGUCGGAGUUGGGAGUGGGGUGGGGAAAGGGAAAGUUGAGGCCUUCAGGUUGUAUGAGGGUCUGGAAAUUUCUGGGUUUUUGGAGAGUGCUAGUUCUGAAGGGCAACAGGCAGAGGCAGAGACGGAGGGGCAGUCAAUGGAGGUAGACUCAUGAUUAUAUGACGAUCGAUGAUCCUGAUUUUUGAUUUCUUUCUGUUUUAAAUGCAACCUCCAUGUUUUCUAGCCAUGAUUCGCUGCUUAUCGGAAUAGAUGACGUUUUCCAUCACCGCGAUACGAUCCUAACACUACUCACAUCAUAAGCUAACAAUAAUUGCAAUUUCUGGCUAUGGAAAGCAGGCAUAUUCUAACUAGGUAUAUAUAUACACAGGCCGGUCGUGUGCAUAUCUGAUGCAUCACGUCAACCCUGUACUCAGCAAAAGCAACACCGGAAAAACUUCAUGACUAUUAAUAAAAGGAGUCAACCGGAGGAAACAAGGGUACUGACAAGAAGACUCCCGCCUGAUCCUUACUUCCUUUAGCUCUUACUUUUAACCCCCCUUAACUAGAUGCCCAAUCCAGCGUGUAUCUCCCCUCACUGAGCCUGUAAUCCCUCAAUGCCCCCAAAACCUCCUCAACACUGCGACAUUCCACCAAAAUGCCCUUAUUCGCUUCAUUCACAAAUCCAGACUCCACGCUCUUCUCCACCCACUGCAAAAGCCCGUCCCAAUACCCAUCAAUGUUCAACAACACAAUCCCGCAAUGAUGGAUCCCAAGCUGAUUCCACGUAACCAUCUCCAUAGCCUCCUCCAGCGUCCCAAAGCCGCCCGCAAGGGCCACAAACCCACUCCCGGGACCUCCCUCCAUAACCUUCUGCGCCAUUAUCCGUUUGCGCGUAUGCAUAUCCGGCACAAGCGUCGUAAGGCCAUACUCCGACUCCCCUAGCAACGAUCCCCGCUGCUGCCCUCCCCCCUCCGCCUUGCCAGCAUCACCACCAUCCUCACUCAUAAUUACUACCCGCUCCGGCGCCUUCCCGCCCACCUGCGAUUCAGCAGCUGUAAGCGAUGUCCGGUAUCCAUUCUCGAUCUUGACGAGGGCGGUGGGGAUCACACCAUGGACAGCCCUGGGGCCCGAGAGGGAGACUAGCGUACGUGCGAGCUCGCCCAUGAUGCCCCCUGUGCCACCGCCGUAGACGAGGGUGAUGUUUGCUUUGUGGAAGAUGUGGGCGAGGGCGCGGGCGGAGGCGAGGUGGGCGGGGGAUGUGCCCUUGUGGGCGCCACAGCUGGUCAGUGCGGGUUAGUUUUUUGGUGUAC